GCUGUUUUUUCCCGAUAAAAAUAAGAAAUACGUAUGUAUUUGUGGCUGAUUUUUACCAAUGUCAGGGGUUUGCCUAAUGUAAAUUAAACUUGUUAUUUAUUUAUUUUUUUUUUGCUUUUAGAUGUCAAACGAAGAAACUACGAAUAGAACUGAUCCUGCAUGGAAGUAUCACAGUUUGGUAGAUCCCGCGAACACUAAUAAAUUGAAGUGUAAUUUUUGUGGCAAAAUAACAAAUGGCGGGGUUUUUCGGGCAAAAAAACACCUUGCGGGAGGUUAUAGGGACGUGUCAAGUUGUCCAAGAUGCCCACCCGAGGUAAAACUAGAGAUUCAAGAGUAUAUGGGAAAAAAGAAAACAUUGAAAGAGCAAAUGCAAAUGAUACCGGAUAUUGAUGAUUAUGGUUAUGGUAUGGAGGAUGAUGAUGAAGAUGAUGUUAUGGAGAUUCCGGUUAGGGCCACUGGGCGAGGUAAAUCUGUUGGAAGCAAUCAAGGCUCUGUUUCUAAACCUAUGCCAAAAAAGCCGAAGACUAAAGGGCCUAUAGAUGUAUUCUUCACACCUAAUCCAGAUGUUGUGGUGAAAAAUAGGAAAGGGAAACAACCAACAAUUGAUGCGAAUGACCCAUACAAGAAAGAAUUAAGAGAUCGUGCGAUAACGAGAUUCGCAAGGUGGAUGUAUGAUGCCGGUAUUGCUUUUAAUGCAGUUAAAUAUCCGAGUUUUGGGCCUGCGAUUGAAUCUAUUGGGCAAUAUGGCCCGGGCAUGAAACCACCAAGUUACCAUGAGACACGGGUCACCUAUUUGAAGAAGGAGGUGAUUAACGUAAAUACUUUGAUGAAGGAUCACAAAGAGGAUUGGGUGAAAUAUGGAUGCUCUAUAAUGGCGGAUGGAUGGAAUGAUAGGAAUCAAAGGAGCUUAAUCAAUAUUUUGGUGAAUUGUCCAAAGGGCACAAUGUUUAUCGAGUCCAUCGAUACCUCAAGCUAUUCUAAGGAUGGAAAAAGGUUGUUUGAACUUUUUGACAAGUAUGUGGAACUCGUCGGUGAACCCAAUGUAGUCCAAAUUGUCACAGAUAGUGCCUCGGCUAAUGUAUCGGCUGGAAAGUUUUUGCAAAGAAAGCGACCAAAUCUUUAUUGGACACCAUGUGCGGCCCAUUGCAUUGACUUGAUGUUGGAAGAUAUUUUCAAGAUACCACAUCUUAAGGCGGUUUUUGAAAAGGCCAUUAGGUUUAAUGGUUAUAUUUAUGCCCGUCCAGGCGUAAUUAAUAUGAUGAGGCGAUUUACCGGAGAAAAGGAAAUGGUGAGGCAUGCAAAAACAAGAUUCGCAACUGCUUUCCUCACUUUAUCUAGAAUUCAUCAACAAAAGAACAAUUUGAGGAAGAUGUUCAUUUCAGAAGAAUGGACAUCUAGCAAAUGGGCAAAGGAGCAGUUAGGCAAAGAAGUGGCAAGAUAUGUUAUGAUGGCUUCUUUUUGGAAUAAUAUUGUCUAUGCUCUUAAGGUCUCUGGUCCUCUUGUGAAGGUGUUGAGAUUGGUUGAUACCGAGAGAAAGCCUCCCAUGGGAUACAUCUAUGAGGCUAUGGAUAGGGCAAAAGAAGCCAUAGCCAAAUCAUUUGGUGAAAAGGUUGAAAAAUAUCAAGACAUCUAUGCUAUUAUUGACAAUAGGUGGGCAAUCCAAUUGCAUCGUCCUUUGCAUGCUGCGGGACAUUUUUUGAAUCCGGAGUUCUUUUACUCAAACCCACAAGUUGAGCAAGAUGUUGAGGUUAUGACAGGGAUUUACGAUUGCAUAACAAAGUUGAUUGCAGAUGAAGAGAUACAAAAUAAAAUCACUUCUGAGAUGACUAUUUACAUGAAAGCUGAGGGACUUUUUGGACUGCCACUAGCAAUUAGGCAAAGAAAUACAAGGGCACCAGCUGAUUGGUGGGUUGCAUAUGGUUCUACAACGCCUAAUUUGCAAAAGUUUGCGAUAAGAGUUCUUAGCCUUACAUGUAGUUCUUCCGGUUGUGAACGGAAUUGGAGUGUAUUUGAACAUCUCCAUAGCAAAAAAAGAAAUAGGCUCCAGCAAAAACGCCUCAAUGACUUGGUGUUUGUCAAGUAUAACAGGGCACUAAAACGUCGAUAUGAUAUGCGAGAUACAAUUGAUCCCAUUUCUUUGACAAAUGUUGAUGAAAGCAAUGAGUGGUUGCGUGGGAGGAUGGAUGGAGAAUCUGAUGAAGAUAAUGAGCAGGUGUUUGGUGAUGAUAGUUUAACGUGGGGUGAUGUUGCUAGAGCUUCUGGAGCGUUAGAGAGUUCCAAUGUAACUAGAGCUACAACAUCAAGAGCACGAGCAAGAGCAAGGAGUGCCACAUCCAAUCCAAUCCAAUUGAUUUGGUAGAUGAAGAAGAGGUAGGUUCCGAAGAGACAGAAGAAGAGGAGGAUGACGAGGGAUACAAAUCCGUUGGUGAAGAAGAAGAAGAUGAUGACGAUUUUCUUGGUGUUGAUAUGGAUGAUGAUUAGUAAACUAUAUCCUCCUUUGGAUGAUUGAAGUGCAACUAGGAAAAAUACUUGGAUGCUUGUCUUUUAUUGAUUUUGACGUUUUAGU
This is a messenger RNA of Rhododendron vialii, 2566 nucleotides long. RefSeq lists its product as uncharacterized. The record is from RefSeq and is a predicted model, not a curated record. Gene Ontology annotation, molecular function: DNA binding; protein dimerization activity. Lineage: Eukaryota; Viridiplantae; Streptophyta; Magnoliopsida; Ericales; Ericaceae. The transcript has 4 exons. The coding region runs from base 122 to 2359 and encodes 745 amino acids.